This is a messenger RNA of Pseudoliparis swirei, 4048 nucleotides long. Its product is annotated as sex comb on midleg-like protein 2. Gene Ontology annotation, molecular function: protein binding. The coding region runs from base 246 to 2348 and encodes 700 amino acids. Gene Ontology annotation, cellular component: nucleus. The transcript has 15 exons. The record is from RefSeq and is a predicted model, not a curated record. Gene Ontology annotation, biological process: regulation of DNA-templated transcription. NCBI's taxonomy places the organism in Eukaryota, Metazoa, Chordata, Actinopteri, Perciformes, Liparidae.
AAAUAUCAUUCGUGGAGAAGGAAGAAAAAUGGCAGCUGACGAUUAGAGAGAAGUGUGAGGAUCUUCGCUCGGAGGAGGAAAGAACAACAACAAAAACAACAACAAAAACACGCCACGCAAAACAACUGGAAGCGGACCUGUUGUCGUUGGGCAUCACAGUAGAAGCGCCGCCAUUGGUCGGUCUUCUAAGAAGCGUCACCAUUGGUCCGUCAUCACAGGAGCGUUGCCAUUGGUCGUCAGUCACCAUGGGGAAAACGCCACUAAAAGAUCAGAAAGACGUGAAGAAGGAGAAACCGGGCCGGAUGGUUCCGCUCACGGAGUCCAACCCCGCCUCCGCGAAAGAUGCCUUCAGCUGGGAGGAGUACCUGAAGGAGACGUCUUCCCUGCCGGCUCCACCGGGAUGUUUUCGACAGGCUCGAGUCCCGUUCUCCAACGACUUCAAGGUGGGCAUGAAGCUCGAGGCCCACGACCCGCGCAACUCCACCUCGGUGUGCAUCGCCACGGUGAUGGGCCUAACGGGCGUUAGGCUCCGCCUCCGCCUGGACGGCAGCGACAACAGCAACGACUUCUGGCGCCUCGUGGACUCGGCCGACAUCCAGCCGAUCGGCAGCUGCGAGAAGAACGGAGACAUGCUGCAGCCGCCGCUGGGCUUCCGGAUGAACGCCUCCUCGUGGCCCAUGUUCCUCCUGAGGACCCUGAACGGGGCCGAGAUGGCGCCGGCCGCCGCCUUCAAGAAGGAACCCCCGAGGCCCCCGCAGAACCUCUUCCGGUUCGGCAUGAAGCUGGAGGCCGUGGACAAGAAGAACCCGUACCUCAUCUGCCCCGCCACGGUCGGCGAGGUGAAGGGCGACGAGGUCUUCGUGAUGUUCGACGGCUGGCGCGGCGCCUUCGACUACUGGUGUCGGUACGAGUCCCGGGACGUGUUCCCCGUGGGCUGGUGCUCAUUAACCAGGCACAGCCUGCAGCUACCCGGCAACAGCGCGAGCCUUCCCAAAGCCGUGUCCGCCCUCCCGACGUCGCCCUCCAAGCCGAGCCGGCGCUCCAUGCAGUCUCCGUACCGGCUGCCCAACCCGCUGCCGGCGCUGCCCGUCAGGAAGGGGGUCCGGGGCCGGCGGCCCAAGAGCGAGACCAUCGCUUUGCUGAAGGCCGCGGCGGAGGCAGCGGCGGCCGCCAACGCCGCCAACGCCGCCAGAGGCGUCGCGCUCAACGGAGCGGCGCCCGAAGGCACGCCGCUCGUCCCCCGGCUGUACAAGAAGAGGGGGCCCAAGCCCGGCAGCAAGAGGAAGUCGAAGCUCCUCCAGAACUCGUCUCAGCUGUCGAGCAUCCAGGUUCCUCUAGAGAGCCACGGCAGCCUCACCUCGGUGGUCUCAACAGUCUGCGUCUACCUGAACAAGCAGGGGGUCUGCGGCCCUCACCUGGACAGGAAGCAGAUGCAGCGCCUCCCGGACCACUUCGGGCCGGGCCCGGUGAACGCGGUGCUGCAGCUGGUGGUCCAGUCCUGCAUCGACUGUGCGUACCAGCCCAAGGUCCUGCUGAGCGCCCUGCAGACCCACUCGGGGGGAGGGGAGGUGGUCAGAGUGCGAGCCGACGGCGGCGUCCGCGUGGUGAAGCUGCCGGCGGCCUCCAGCGCGUUCUCCGUGCUGCGCUUCCUGGAGACGAUGUGCCGCCAGCUGCAGUGCGACAACCUGUUCAGCAGCCAGCCGUUCAGCCACCACGGCUACGACCGCAGCCGGCCAGUGAAAGAGGAGGCGCCGGACGCUCCGGCUCGGGGGGCCAAGCGGAGUCUCUCGGGGGCCUCGCCGCCGUACACGGCUCCUGUGUCGCCCAAACAUCUACGAACCGACGCUCAACCCUCAGAAGCAGAGACUCUUCCCCAUGAGGAGAACGGCCUCUUAAAGGAACAGCGCUACAUGGACUCCGCCUCCAUCUCCGUGACCCCUCGACCUCAGGCGGCGCCGCGCGGCUCCUCAGAGUUCCACGCCCACGGCGCCGCCCGCUACCGCCACGGCUCGCCGGCCGCACGCCGCCUCUCCUCCAACCCGGCGGAGCUCGGCUCCAAGCAGCCGCUCAGACGGGUAGAAGCAGCGAGCUCCACCACCGGCCCCGAGGCCCCGCCCCCCGGCCGGCCCCCGUCCUCCUGGUCCAUCGAUGAGGUCAUGCAGUUCGUGCGGGACGCCGACCCCACGGCGCUGGCGCCGCACGCCGAGCUGUUCCGCAAACACGAGAUCGAUGGUAAGGCUCUGAUGCUGCUGCGGAGCGACAUGAUCAUGAAGUACAUGGGGCUGAAGUUAGGCCCCGCCCUCAAGCUGUGUCACCACAUCGAGCGGCUGAAACACGGGAAACCCUGAGCGGGACCAGGACUCAUGGGGGCGGGGCACAGGACCCCCCCCCCCCUUAAAGGGACAGACCCUCAGUACACAAGAUGAAAUCCUCUGAUCUGGACUUCAUGGAUCCCCCAAAGACGGAGAACCGUUCUCCUCAAAAUCAUUUCUUAUCCCCAUCGGAGGAACCGAGAGAAACUGAAACUUCUUCCCCCGAGGAGUCUCUCCUUCUCUUGAGGAGUGUCUCCUUCCCCUGAGGAGUCUCUCCUUCUCUUGAGGAGUCUCUCCUUCCCCUGAGGAGUCUCUCCUUCUCUUGGGGAGUCUCUUCUUCCCUUGGGGAGUCUCUCCUUCCCCCGAGGAGUCUCUCCUUCUCUUGGGGAGUCUCCUUCCCCUGAGGAGUCUCUCCUUCUCUUGGAGAGUCUCUCCUUCCCUUGAGGAGUCUCCUUCCCUUGAGGAGUCUCUCCUUCCCUUGAGGAGUCUCCUUUCGGCCGGAUGUCGAUCACAUAUUUAUUUUGUGGUUAAAAAGAGAAACGGCAGAUUUAAAACAUUUAACUUCCUUUUGAUUCUUUCACAAUAAAAGCCCUGCGAUACUUCUGCAGCUUUCUCUUCCUGCCUGCAGUGUUCGUGGAUUUUUAAUAAAUAACAUUUUACUAUUAAUUCUUCAUCUGCAAAUAGCCAUUAAUUUAAUUAUUUUCUCGAUUUAAUUAAUUAGUUGUAGAAAUAAUGUCCAACAGUGUUUCCAAGUCCAGAAUAUUCUCCUCAAAUGUUUUCAAAGAUUUACAGUUUGAACUGGAAUCAGAGAAUUUUUACUUUUUAUAUCAAAUAACUCAAAACUCGUUAAUCAAUUAACGAAACGGCUGCCAGUUCAUUUAGUUGAGCGAUCAUCGUCGACCAAUCCGAUGACCGUUUUCUCAAUCAUUUGAUAAAACGUUGAUGACGUCAUCAAAUGUGUUUUUAGUCCACGACUAAAACUAAAUAUUCACGUGACUCCUAACAUCACUCUGAUCGAUUCAUCGAUUAAACAAGAACAUUGGUGGUUAAAUUAAUAGUUGCCAACUAAUUGAUCAAUCAAUUAAUUAUUCUUCCUGCCGUGUUCCUUGUUAAAGAAAAGAGGCGUCGGCUUCGUUAGUGAAGAGGGCGUCGGCUUCGUUAGUGAAGGAUGAAGGGGCGUCGGCUUCGUAGUGAAGAGGGCGUCGGCUUUGUUAGUGAAGGAUGAAGGGGCGUCGGCUUCGUAGUGAAGAGGGCGUCGGCUUUGUUAGAAGUCGAAGGGGGCGUCGGCUUCGUUAAAGAGGGCGUCGGCUUCUCUCUUGGUUGUGUCACUCACACACACAUGUACAGUUUUUAUGGGUUUCACCAUGAAUAUCAGCGAACAGAAUGUACAUUUUUGUAGAAACCUAAUAUUUUAAAAAGAAGAUCAAUUAUAACGAGUUAGAAAUGUGAAGAAGAAAAGAAAAGAUGUUUUUAAAUGGUAUUAAACUGGCUUCUUCUUCAUGGGUCACCGAGACGCUUCAGACCUCAGGUCUACGUGGUCUCGGGUCCACGUGGUCUCAAGUGUUUAAAGGAGAAGUUUCCCGUUUCUUUUCCUUCAGGUCUUAAAACAGAACGAAACUCUUCUCGAUCUUCACUUGUCAUUUUAAACAAAGUGUGUUUAUGAUGCUGUGUAUUUACUUUUGCUUUUUUUGUAUAAACUUGCCAAAAACUAAAACAUGUGUUUUUUACUGACUGAU